This is a messenger RNA of Knipowitschia caucasica, 486 nucleotides long. The record is from the annotation of a GenBank genome assembly. Lineage: Eukaryota; Metazoa; Chordata; Actinopteri; Gobiiformes; Gobiidae.
AUGGUAAGUCCUUCACAUGCGCGCGAAGGCCGUUGUGGCUGCUUGGGGCUGGUCUUCAACCACUCUGUGCCGUCCAAGAAUCCCAAAGGAUCCCACCUAGAAGUUCAUCGUGUGCCGUGUGGGCCUGUCUUCGCUGUCAUCUUCCUUGGCCUCCUACACUGCUAUCUGGCUGCCUUCAUGAUCCAGGAGGAGUUUGGCGGACAAGUGACGGGGCUCUCUGAAACAAGGCUUGAUCCAGCGGUGAGAGAGGGCGAAUGGGGCCAGGGCUAUAGCUUAGGGCAGCAGCGAACCCUUCCACAGCUAAAGGUCCUGCCAGUGACGCUGUGCUACGCUAAAGCUAAAGAGGACACGCAAGCCCACCCCAAAAUCUCCAUUCACAGCACGAGUUUGGACACAUUUGAAGGAUGUGGCUACAAAGAAGAAGAAUUUGCAUACAUUUUCCCCAAUAAAAUCAUUGUUUUACCAAGAGACUCUUUUACUCCAUAA